CACAACCUUCGCUGCCACAUUUCCCUCUAGCGUGGCCGGAGAAAUCUUGUCACGUUUUCAGCGGUGAAAUUUGCUUCUGUUCCGCUCCAUCUCCCGGCCAUGUCUCUUUCUAAAAUGGCGGCUAUGGCAGCCAUAGUUUCAGGUGCAAAAACACACUCAAUAUCACCACUUCUAAGAAGGCACCUCUCGUCCCUUUUUCACCCUCUUUCUCCUGCAGCUCCGCUACUAUCGCAACGGCAGAUGUUUCUGGGCGGGGUCAGGAGAACCCAGAUGGCCCAGCAAUUUGUAAGGUUCACCCACGACGGUAGGCCAAGAGGGCCUCUUUGGAGAGGCAAGAAAAUGAUCGGCAAAGAAGCUCUGUUUGUGAUAUUGGGCUUGAAGAAAUUCAAGGAGGACGAUGAAAAGCUUGAAAGGUUCGUCAAAAAUCACGUCCUGAGGCUUCUGAAGAUGGACAUGGUCGCUGUUCUCAAUGAACUGGAACGCCAGCAAGAGGUCUCUCUAGCAAUCAAGAUAUUUAGGGCGAUUCAGAAGCAAGACUGGUAUAAGCCUGAUGUCUAUCUGUACAAGGAUUUAAUCAUUGCAUUGGCUAGAGGCAGAAAAAUGGACGAAGCAAUGGAGCUAUGGGAAAGCAUGAGAAAGGAGGACCUGUUUCCUGAUUCUCAGACAUACACUGAAGUCAUUCGAGGUUUCUUGAGAUAUGGAUCUCCUGCAGAUGCAAUGAACAUUUAUGAGGACAUGAAGAAGUCUCCAGAGCCACCAGAAGAAUUGCCUUUCAGGAUUUUGUUGAAAGGGCUGCUGCCGCAUCCCCUCUUGCGGAACAGAGUCAAGCAAGAUUUUGAGGAAAUAUUUCCUGACAGACAUAUUUAUGAUCCUCCUGAAGAGAUAUUUGGACUUCGUUGAGGGCUUAUGAUCAUUUUCUCAGUUCACAAGGAAAAGAUGGUAUGGAACUGCUGAGAAUUGGGCUGUACCAUUUCGUCUGAAUGGAGGAUAAGAAGCUGUCUUAUGAUUUGGAAACCAGUUCACAUCAUUAGCUUUACCAUAAGAACAGGGCUUAAUGUACAAAAUACCACAUCAUUGUUUUGAAGAGCAUCAUUGUUUCAUGCCAAGUUGAUUCUUCUUUGGCAGCACCUCUUUAGUGUUUUAAGAGGCGAUUCACAUUUAUGAUGAUGGUGAAGCACCUGAAUGGCUGCAUACCGCUCCAGCACCAACAUUAUGGGUCUGAUUGUUAUAGACAGCGGAUAGGUAGGAUGACUGCCCAUAUUGCGGACAAAAUGAGAAGCUUUCACUGAAGAACUAGAUAGGAAUUGGAUUUUUUUUUUUUUUUUUUUUUUUUGUAGUUUGUGCUUCUCAGAUUUCAGAAUUCAGAUCAGCAAGUCAAUUGUUCCACUGAAGAAGCUUUGUUUUGUUCUCAAUGGCAGGAUCUAUAGUUGAAUUAAUAUGGCUUUGGCGUGAAGCCAAUACAUUUAAGUCAACUGAUGAUGCUCAGGCACAGAAAAAUACUGAUUCCUGAAAACCUAUUGCAGAAAAGCAACUGAUG
Molecule: messenger RNA, 1537 nt
Organism: Coffea eugenioides
Lineage: Eukaryota; Viridiplantae; Streptophyta; Magnoliopsida; Gentianales; Rubiaceae
Product: protein THYLAKOID ASSEMBLY 8-like, chloroplastic
Exons: 3
Coding region: 100-900 (266 amino acids)
Molecular function (GO): protein binding
Source: RefSeq, a predicted model, not a curated record